AGCUUUGUGUGUUCAUCUUGUUUACUUCCCAGAUUUCUAAUAGUGGUAUCAAGAGCCAGUGAGCGUGCUUCAAUUGUGAGUUUGCGAUGGCUUCAGAGAAUUUUGUUCAACCUAACAUUCCCCGCUUUGAUGGUCAUUAUGACCAUUGGAGCAUGUUGAUGGAAAACUUUUUGAGGUCCAAAGAGUUUUGGACAGUCGUUGGUGGUGGGUUUCAAGAACUUGCGGCUGAUGCUGUUUAACAAAUGCUCAAAAGACAGAGCUUGAAGCACAGAAGUUGAAAGACUUGAAGGCAAAGAAUUAUCUUUUCCAAGCCAUUGAUCGUUCAAUAUUGGAAACAAUUCUUUGCAAGGAUACGUCAAAGCAAAUUUGGGACUCCAUGAAGAAGAAGUACCGGGGAAAUGCAAGGGCAAAGCAAGCACAACUUCAAACUCUAUGAGGUGAGUUUGAGACCUUGCGUAUGAAGCCGGGAGAGUCGGUGUCGGUGUACUUCUCACGCACUAUGGCGAUUGCGAACAAGAUGCGGAUUCAUGGAGAGAGGCUGGAAGACGUCACCAUUGUUGAGAAGAUCUUACGGUCCAUGUUGCCAAAAUUUAAUUUUGUUAUCUGCUCAAUUGAAGAGUCGAAAGAUCUGGAUACUCUUUCACUUGAUGAACUAAAAAAUUCUUUGAUGGUUCAUGAGCAGAAACUUGUUCAGCGGGAUGCAGAAGAGCAAGCAUUGCAAGUAGCAACUACCUCCAAAGAUUUUGGGCGUAGAAAGAGCAAGUGGAAGGGAAGAAACUCAGACAAAGCUGAAGAGGGAAAUCAAAAAAAGAAUGGUCAGCAUGGUCGUGAUCAACGACACUUGUCCAAUGGGAAGGCGAGUGUCACACCCCACCCUUGGUAAGGCAUUAUUGGCACCCGGCACCUUACAGGAACCGAGAGAACCAACUUAUAACUUACAUCCUUCGUGUCU
Molecule: messenger RNA, 952 nt
Organism: Lycium barbarum (goji berry)
Lineage: Eukaryota; Viridiplantae; Streptophyta; Magnoliopsida; Solanales; Solanaceae
Exons: 1
Coding region: 458-883 (141 amino acids)
Source: RefSeq, a predicted model, not a curated record